AUGGAUGCAUCCGCUCUGGCACAGCUUCUGCAACAAAGCUUGCCCUGCUACUUGGAGUCAGGCCACCAGUUGCAAGUGACCGCUUCUCAAGACACAGAAUGGCACCAUGUCUAUUUUGUGGAUGAUGGGAAGCAGAGGGUUGCUGUGAGCAUCCCCUCCUGGACAGGGACCGAGCUACUGACCAAAGUCUCUGCAGAGGAGGCACUGGGCGAAGCAGGCGUUGGCCCCGCACACCUGGCGACAAUCAACCUGGAAGAUGGCAAGGUUGUUUUGGUGAACGAAUUCCUGGAGGGCGGCACGCUGUCCGCAGAUGAGCUGAGCCCUGCAGUUCUUUUCCAGGUUGGGCAGCUCUACGGGAAGCUGCACAGCAGCAGCACCACCUGGUUCGAGCCAUUGAGCCAGCGCCUGGUGGAAGAGGGCACGUUGGAACUGUCAGACGGGUCCUGGGCCGCGGUGUGGAACCUCUGGCGCUUCUUCCGAAUGGUUCCAGAUGCCAACCGCCGAGAGAUGCAAGAGAAGGGCGUCGACUGGGACUUUCUCGCGGAUGAGAUUCGGAGUUUGAGCUCGAACGAUUUGCUGCCAUCGGGCCUGACCGCUGCCACUGUUUGCGUUCAUGGUGAUGCGCAUUUGGGCAACAUCAUGUGGCACAAGGGGGAGCUGAGAUUGAUUGACUUUGACAUGACCUUGCUGGGGCCCGCCGGCUUUGACCUGGCUUACCUGGUCUUGAUGCUGUUUCGGUGCGGGUUCAGCCGCGAGAUCGUUGCGAGCAUGGAGUCGCAGCGCCAGUUCGCUCAGGGCUAUUUGCAGCACAUGCGGGCGGACACGGGGGAUGAUGCCGUGGACCAGUUCUUGUUUGACAUGCACCGAUGGGCAUAUGUUGGAAUGAUACAGAUGGGCCUGCUGUGUGCCGUUCUUAUGCACCAGGAGGGCAACCCGGCAAAGCGACAGCUGAUGCAAAUGCGCGGCCCCGUGCUUUUGCAUCCGGAGUUCCUGUCCAGGGCAAAGGAUGUGAUCCAGCAAGCCAGCUUGGAUCCGAAGGAACUCUUCCCAGCGGAGCUUCCACAGGUCACCUUCGGCCAGCAAGCGGUGAACCUCACCGGGCCGCCGCCGCCACAAGUGCUGCGGUCCUUGGCGCCGCCAGAGGAUGGCAGCGAGGUGGACCGAUCGCCUGACAGGUCCAAAGAGCUGCCAACCUCGCCAGUGAGCCCGAAAGUGGUGGAGGAGUUGGCGACACUCAGAUGGGAGAAUGAGGAGAAGAAAAGGACAGUCCAGGCGCUGGAGGAGAUGGUGGACUUGCUGCAAACGCGGUGCCGUGAGCUCGAGGACGAGAGUCGCGAGUUGAUGGACCUGGCAGCAGCGGCCAAGAAGGAGCAGCAGACGGAGGCCGGUGUUCCAAACGAGCGACGGGAAGGGAUUGACCACAUCGCCUCCAUCAAAGAGAGGCAACUCUCUCGCGAACCCAUCGCGUCAUUAGGUGCGGGGGCGGGGCGCACCGAGCGUGACUCGGAGCUGGAGCGGCUGAGGCUCCGGUGCGAAGAGUUGGAGGAGGAGCGAAUGCACUUGGCCGAGCAGCUUGAACGUGGCCACAGCCAUACCGCAAGCGAAAGCUCGCCCAGGGCUGAAGACCUCCUGGCAAGAUGUGAGCGCUUGGAAGCAGAGAAGGAGAAGCUGCAAAAGCACGUUGAGAGGUUGUGGCAGAUGUGCCAACGGGAGCAGGGCCAUCAGGGGCGCCAAGCCAGUGAAGGCGAGCUCACCUUCGAGGCGGUGGUGGCCACCGUGUCUGAGGUGACAGACGACAGGAGCAGCUGGCGGCAAAGUCGGAUGCGAAUGAGCCGGACGUGCGAAGGUGCGAGCUGCUUGAACGAGAGAAGGCCGAAGUAG
Effrenium voratum is the source of this 1881-nucleotide messenger RNA. Lineage: Eukaryota; Dinophyceae; Suessiales; Symbiodiniaceae. The record is from the annotation of a GenBank genome assembly.